Quercus lobata is the source of this 1804-nucleotide messenger RNA. RefSeq names its product ultraviolet-B receptor UVR8-like. The transcript has 11 exons. The record is from RefSeq and is a predicted model, not a curated record. Lineage: Eukaryota; Viridiplantae; Streptophyta; Magnoliopsida; Fagales; Fagaceae. Bases 149 to 1567 code for a protein of 472 amino acids.
GUCUUUUACUUUUCGUUUCAUAAGCACUGGCUUUUGUCUCUGCACGUCUCUCUCUCUCUCUUUCAUUGCUCAAAGCUCAAAGCUUUUCCGUAAGGUUAACAAAGAGUUUGUUUGGUUUAUUUUUGGUUCAAACAAAGAAAAGUUUGCGAUGAAUGGAAGUGAAAGAGAAGAGGGAGUGAAAAUGGAGGAAUGUAAAGAAAUAGUGGUGUAUAUGUGUGGAUAUAUACCAGGAGCUUCGCCGGAGAAAUCUCCGAUACUGUCUCCGGUGCCGGUUCAGCUUCCGGGUUCGGGCUGCGGUGGAGAUUCGUGGAAGGAUGUUUGUGGUGGUGGUUGUGGAUUCGCUAUGGCCAUUUCAGAGUCCGGGAAGCUCAUAACAUGGGGCUCUACAGAUGAUGAAGGUCAAAGCUAUAUGACUUCAGGGAAGCAUGGGGAAACUCCAGAGCCUUUUCCUCUUCCAACUGAGGCUUCAGUGUUGAAGGCAGCUGCUGGUUGGGCGCACUGUGUUUCAGUAACAGAGAUGGGUGAAGUAUACACAUGGGGCUGGAAGGAGUGCGUUCCCUCUGAAAAAAUUGUGCGUGAUUUGGUCGCUGGAGGAAUAUUCCAAACAAAUUCUACUGACCAAGUGAGUGGAAAGGCUCAGGGCUCAAAUUUGAUUGGUGGGCCGGUAUCUCACGUUGAUAACAAAAAGGCGGGAGAGGAAAUUGGAAAGAGAAGGAAAAUAGCACUAGCUAAGCAAGAACUGGACAGCUCAACACCUGGGGAUGAACUUUUUACAGUAUCAGCUUGCCUUGUAAAUAUGGGUCCUGGAGUGAGGAUCAGCACUGUUGCUGCUGGUGGACGCCACACGUUAGCACUGUCAGUUUCAGAUAUGGGACAGGUGUGGGGUUGGGGCUAUGGAGGCGAAGGGCAGCUAGGUUUGGGUACCCGGGUAAAGAUGGUGGCUACUCCUCAUGUCAUACCUUGCAUUGAGCAGUCUGCAUUGGGGAAAGGAAGCAUGAGUUCAUCAACACAAGUUUCUAAAGUUCCUGGAAGCUACGUGAAGGGAAUUGCUUGUGGAGGUCGGCAUAGUGCAGUAAUAACAGAUGCUGGGGCACUACUUACUUUUGGCUGGGGACUUUAUGGACAGUGUGGACAGGGGACUAAUAAUGACCAGUUAAGACCAACUUGUGUGUCUUCUUUAUCGGGUAAACAAGCGGAAACAGUUGCUGCUGGACUAUGGCACACCAUAUGUAUCACUGUUGAGGGUCAUGUAUAUGCCUUUGGGGGGAAUCAGUUUGGACAGUUGGGAACAGGUGCUGAGCAGGCUGAGACUCUACCUAGGCUUUUGGAUGCUCCAAGUCUCGAGAGUAAGCAUGCCAAAAUAGUAUCCUGCGGGGCUCGUCACAGUACCAUACUAACAGAGGACGGCAAACUAUUUAGCUGGGGAUGGAACAAGUAUGGCCAGCUUGGUCUAGGAGAUUCUGCAGACCGAAACAUACCUUCACUAGUUUCCAUUGAUGGUUCUCUGCCAACAAAUGUUGCAUGUGGCUGGUGGCACACGCUACUGCUUGCUGAAAGACCAGUUUGAGUUUCAAGAUUGUUAAUGAGGACAAAAUGAGUGACAUUUUUGUUAGGAUAGAGAUUCUCCACUGGACUUUUUGUAGUUGUACACUUGAGUUCUUUUAUGUAAAAUGUACAUAAAAGUCUUGUGUGCAUGCAUGCACGUGAUGGUUUUUAUUCUCUUACUUGCUAGUUUAUCAUUAACAUCAUUAACAGCACACAGGUUUGUUCAGACAAUAAAUCCAUGGAGUACAAUAUGAGUGUC